Messenger RNA from Anoplophora glabripennis (Asian longhorned beetle), 900 nucleotides. RefSeq names its product nucleoplasmin-like protein. Gene Ontology annotation, cellular component: nucleoplasm; cytoplasm; nucleolus. The record is from RefSeq and is a predicted model, not a curated record. The transcript has 4 exons. The coding region runs from base 125 to 643 and encodes 172 amino acids. Gene Ontology annotation, biological process: chromatin remodeling. Lineage: Eukaryota; Metazoa; Arthropoda; Insecta; Coleoptera; Cerambycidae. Gene Ontology annotation, molecular function: histone binding; RNA binding; chromatin binding.
GCUUGUCUACCGCCAUUAGAAAUUACGCUCAGCAAGCAACUCUCUUUUCGCCUUCGACUCGUUUGCUUUGCCGGCUCUAGUCACGUGCAUUUUUAUAAUUAUCUAAGAACAUCUCAUAGAUAAAAUGGCAGAUGAAUAUUUUUUCGCUCUUACCCUUAAAGGAAAAAGUAGCGAGGUCUGGGAUCCCGAAGCAAAAGGGGCUGAAGACUACCAAGGGGGCCACAAAUUAAUUAUCAAACAAGCGUUACUAGGACCAGAAGCCACCGAAGGUGAAGUAAAUGUAGUACAGGUGGAAGCUAUGACAUGGAAAGAUUCUGUAAAAAUACCCGUGGCCACAUUGAAGGCUGGAGGACCAAACAAUCAAGUAUUGUUAGAUCUCUCAUUCCCAGAUCCUCCCGUGACGUUCUCACUUGUUCAAGGCAACGGACCAGUUCACAUCAUCGGACAUCAUUUAAUCGGGAGUCCGAUGGAGGAAUUUGAUGAAAUGGACGAGUUGGAAGAGGAGAUGAUAGAUGAUGAGGAGGGAGAAGAAGGAGCUGAAGAAGAGGAGGAGGAAGACGAACCCAAAACCAAAAAAGCUAAAACAACAAAUAGCACCAAGGGCAAAACUCCGGUCAAAAACAACGCCAAGGCCAAAAAGUAAACGAUAAUCCUCUUGUGUUUUAUUCAGUAAGUUAAUUUCUUUUUAAUGUCACGCUGGAAUUGGACUCGGUUUAUGUAAGGAUCCGCGAGGACAAUUCCGGCGAUUAACUAUGUUGCCCCAUCAGCGUAUUUGUGAAGUUCUUUUAAUUCCAAAUGUAACUUUUACGUCAACUUAAUUCUUAAGCGACACUUUAGGUAUUUAUUGGAAAUUCAGUUGUUGUAAAUAUACAAUCUCAUUAAAAUAGUUUUUUUCUAAUA